UUUGUACUGUUCGAAAACAGAACUUGUAAAUUGCAGCAUGACGUUUCUAACAAGUUAUGAAUAACUAGUUUUACUUUUAUUAUCCGGUGUGCGGUGGAACAAAAACCCACACACUCAUUUUAAAACCCCUUUUCAGCGUUUCAUUACAAAGCCUUCUCCUUUUCUCCCUUCCUUCAGGGUUGCCACAACUUGGAAUUGCUCUGUCAUGUCAUGUAGGUAGUUUGUGGGUGCCAGGGGAUAUGAAAUGAUAAGUUUUAACAGUAUGGACGAAGAAUUGGAGGUUGGUGAGGGUGUGCAACAUCAAACCAAAGAUGAUGGAUUUUCACUAAACCCUGAAUUCCCCAAAAUAUUAAAACCCCAAGAAAUAUACACUUCCUAUUCCCACAUCUCACAAGAUAAGAAUGUGGUUGAAGCAAGGGAGCAUCUGCACCCAAGUCUAUUUUCUGAUGGUGCUGGUGCCAUGGUUGAAGAACUAACAGUGAAAAGUUACAAUGGUUCUAGACUACAUAUUGGUACUUUGAACAAUCCAGGGCCUUUGCAUAAUAGCCGGAGUCAAUGGCGGCAUAUUUAUCAACCGGUUGGUGAUUCAGGCAUGGGAAGUGAUUGCAUAAUAGCCAGAAAGAGUGUUGAGGCUACAUCUAGUCAUCUAGUGCUUGGGAGGAUAUUGGGUCCACGUCUUUUCGAGACAUGUUAGAUAGAAAACCAGUCAAUGAUGAACAGGGCCAUGUCAUGCAGCACCUGUCCACUGACGUGCAUACCGCUGAACAUAAAGAGGAUGAAGGUCAUGCUCACGAAGGAAUACAAACAAAAGUUAUACACAAAUCAGGAUUUGCAGAGUAUUCUGGUAGAAGUACAUUGAAGGGAAAGGGUGUUGUAUGUAAAGGUCCAUCUUCUAAUGGCUUAUAUAUUGAGUCUAGAGAUCAGAACCCGAUAAAGUCUGGUAUUGACACUCAGAUGGAUUCUAAUGCAUUGCCGAGCUCAGGUUUAAAGACUGCAAAGUCUCCUCAUAAUGCUACAGGGCCAGGAUCUGGUGGGUCUGACACUGAUGGUGUGACUUUGAGAGAAUGGUUGAAAUCUAGGCACCACAAACGGAGCAAAACAGAUCAUUUAAGUAUAUUUAGAAAAAUUGUGGAUUUGGUUGAUGGUUCUCACUUCGAGGGAGUUGCAAUGCGCAAUCUGUACCCUUCUUAUAUUAAAUUGUUGCCAUCAAACCAGGUUAUGUACCUUGGGUUGCCUGCUCAGAAACAGACAUUAGAUAGUGUUGCAAAUUCUGAAGUUCUUCAGCUAGAUAAUUCUUUUAUUAGAAAAAGGCUGUCAGAGACGGUAAUAUCUCCCUCUCUUAAUUUGCAAUUGAAGAAACAGAAAUUCAAUGAAAAUGCUAGAGUUGCUGGUGAUUGGAGUCAAUGCCCUCCUAGGACUGACUUGUAUCUUCAAAUUGCCAAUGAUAUUAAAGUCAAUGCAGUGGGAUCACAAAAUUAUUACAAUGAAUACAAGGAAGAUAUCCAAUUUUCUAAACAUAAUAUUGGGAGAAUGUCUCGCAUCCCUCACAUAUCUAGUGCAGGUCAAUUGCAAUUGACUUCUUUAAAUGAAGGAUUGGAAGAUAAAUGGUAUGCAAGUCCUGAGGGUGGUUGCACAACAUCAUCAAAUAUCUACUGUCUUGGAGUCCUUCUUUUUGAGUUACUUAAUCAUUUUGACUCAGAAAGAGCACAUAUUGCUGCAAUGUCUAAUCUUCGCCAUAGGAUUCUUCCUUCAGUUUUCCUAUCAGAGUAUCCUAUGGAAGCAGGAUUUUGCCUUUGGAUGAUGCAUCCUGAACCAUCAUCACGUCCAACAUUAAGGGAGAUCCUACAAUCUGAAGUGAUUAAUGGAAUCCAUGAGGUGUACUGUGAGGAAUUAUCAUCAAGUCUCAAUCAAGAUGAUGCAGAAUCAGAAUUGCUAUUGCAUUUCCUCAUCUCACUAAAAGAGCAGAAGCACAUGGAUGCCAACAAAUUGGCAGAAGAAAUCAGAUGCUUAGAAUCAGAUGUGAAAGAGGUGGAGAGGAGACAUGACUUGAGAAAAUCCUUGCUUCCCUCAAGCUUGCAGAAUGACUCCUCUCUUCAAAUAGAGAAUGUAUCUCUUAAAGAAUCCAUAAUUUCUAAUGCAAAUGAACUGAGAUUGAUGAAAAUUAUACCCCGACUUGAAAGUGCUUACUUUUCCAUGAGAUCCAAAAUUAAGCUUCCUGAAACAGAUACUGCAACUCACCCAGAUAAAGAUAUACUGAUAAAUCAUGACAAUUGGUGUGGAGCUCAAAAAGACAUGGAACAACAUAAAGCGACAGAUGCUUUAGGAGCUUUCUUUGACAGUUUGUGCAAGUAUGCACGUUAUAGCAAGUUUGAAGUGCGGGGCAUACUAAGAAAUACUGAUUUUAAUAAUCCUGCAAAUGUAAUAUGCUCUCUGAGUUUUGAUAGGGAUGAAGAUUACUUUGCUGCUGCUGGGAUAUCAAAGAAAAUUAAAAUAUUUGAGUUCAAUGCACUUUUCAAUGAUUCCAUUGACAUCCAUUAUCCUGUAGUUGAGAUGUCAAACAGAUCAAGGCUCAGUUGUGUUUGCUGGAAUAACUACAUCCAGAACUAUCUUGCCUCCACAGACUAUGAUGGUGCUGUUAAGCUAUGGGAUGCUAAUACAGGCCAAGGGUUUUCUCGAUUCACCGAACAUGAAAAGAGGGCUUGGUCUGUUGAUUUCUCUUUGUUAUGCCCUACUAAAUUUGCCAGUGGGAGUGAUGAUUGUUCUGUGAAACUGUGGAAUAUCAAUGAGAAAAACAGUUUAGCCACAAUCAGGAAUGUUGCUAAUGUCUGCUGUGUUCAGUUCUCUACUCAUUCCUCUCAUUUGCUGGCCUUUGGAUCUGCUGAUUACUCAGCAUAUUGCUAUGAUCUUCGCAAUCUUAGAAACCCUUGGUGUGUGUUGGCUGGCCAUCGUAAAGCUGUAAGCUAUGUCAAAUUCUUGGACUCUGAAACACUUGUUUCUGCAUCAACCGAUAACAUGUUGAAGAUCUGGGAUCUCAAUAAAACCUCUCCUGUGGGUCCAUCAACUAGUGCUUGCAGCUUAACCCUGUCUGGACAUACUAAUGAGAAGAAUUUUGUGGGUUUAUCAGUUGCCGAUGGAUAUAUAGCAUGUGGUUCAGAAACAAAUGAGGUUUAUGUCUACCAUAAAUCUCUUCCCAUGCCAGUCACUUCGCACAGGUUUGGGUCCAUUGAUCCUAUUUCUGGUGAAGAGACAGAUGAUGACAAUGGUUUGUUUGUUUCAAGUGUGUGCUGGAGAGGAAAAUCAGACAUGGUUGUUGCAGCCAAUUCAAGUGGAUGUAUAAAAGUUCUACAGAUGGUUUGAGAGAAAGCUUGCCCUUACAGUUUGUACAGUCCUCUAGUUUUAGUGUUUUACUCGUGUCACUCAAGUUAAUCCCAUCAAUUUUCUCCGAGUGUAUCCAAAAAUUCUGUUGACGUCAUAAUUUGAUGUAGAAGGGAUUAUUUCAGGCAUAAUUAGAAGUAGAAGCAGUCUCAAUCUUAAUCCAGAUCUUCUAAUUUGAAGGUGGGAUUAAACAUAAGGAAUCUUAAUCUAGAUAUUCUAAUUUGAAGGUGGCUUUAAACCAGAAUUUCAAUCUGGCAUUUGUAGAAAAGGCCUGUUAUGCAUAAAGUCUCGAGGAUCAAUUUGAAAACAGGAAGCAGAUUCAGUGUAAACGAUUAACACCUAAGAAUGGACAUGGCAGGAAUUUCUACUAACUUUUUUAGUUUCAAUAUUAUAGUCAAUAUCUCUGAAUGUAGUGUAAGUGUAUCUUUGAGCUAGCAAUUGUGCACUUGUAAUGAGAUGUUUGUAGCUUAAAGCAUAAAGCAACUCCAGUAACGCUAACACCUUCAAAGGAAAUCAUCUUUGGGUUUUUCCCCGAUA
Messenger RNA from Glycine soja, 3912 nucleotides. RefSeq names its product protein SPA1-RELATED 2-like. The transcript is spliced from 8 exons. Gene Ontology annotation, molecular function: protein binding. Lineage: Eukaryota; Viridiplantae; Streptophyta; Magnoliopsida; Fabales; Fabaceae. The coding region runs from base 688 to 3357 and encodes 889 amino acids. The record is from RefSeq and is a predicted model, not a curated record. Gene Ontology annotation, biological process: photomorphogenesis.